This is a messenger RNA of Fusarium subglutinans, 522 nucleotides long. RefSeq lists its product as uncharacterized. The transcript is spliced from 2 exons. Lineage: Eukaryota; Fungi; Ascomycota; Sordariomycetes; Hypocreales; Nectriaceae. The coding region runs from base 1 to 522 and encodes 173 amino acids. The record is from RefSeq and is a predicted model, not a curated record.
AUGGCUUCUGGAGAACAGAAUUCCCGUGCUCAAUUCACUCUGUCUACUAGCAGUGACAGCGAGUACUACGACCAAACAAUUGCCUUAUCCCAAGCGUUGAUCAAUGCGAGCUUCCGUCAUCUAUUUGAGACUACUGAAGGCGUUGCCAGAAUUGCCCAUUCUGAUGAUGUUGCAGGAGACCGAAUAUUUGGCGAACUUGAUGCGCCGACCCUUAUGUUAAUUGCUCAUACUGAUGAUGAGAAUCUAGCUUACUAUCAGCUUCGUAUCAAGUCAGCUGAGGUUGUCUUUCGCAACGGUCAGACGCGAAGUCUUUCUCAAUGGGUUCUAACCGUCAAAGUCAACUUGGGUGAAGUCUCUUUAGAGAUCCAGCCAUCAGAUGAUGAAGAAACACGAAGGAACAAGGAGUACUGGAAACAAGACAUCACAAGAAGGUAUCCCGGCUUCAUGAUCGGGGAUUAUCGCGUUCAGCGUAUCUUUGCCAAUUUUUCCGGUACAUUCACCCUCUGUCCACAAUUCAUAUGA